Molecule: messenger RNA, 6240 nt
Organism: Emiliania huxleyi CCMP1516
Lineage: Eukaryota; Haptophyta; Isochrysidales; Noelaerhabdaceae
Exons: 33
Coding region: 1-6240 (2079 amino acids)
Biological process (GO): protein retention in Golgi apparatus; protein targeting to vacuole
Cellular component (GO): extrinsic component of membrane
Source: RefSeq, a predicted model, not a curated record
AUGCCGCAACGUUCACUCGAGGCUGCACCGUCGCGAGCUUCGCGCAGAGGCGUGGGGCGAUCGUGCAGGCGCGCCGUCGAGGCGCAAGGCACGCCACCGAUCUCGCUCGGCGCCCGCGCGCGUCUCCGCCUGCGCCACGCCUCUUCGCGCCACGGUCAGCUGGGCAACUUGACGGUGCAGGACACGUCCACCGUGGCGGGCGGCGAGUACGAGAUGCUCGGCCUGCGCGAGGGCGCCCAAUCGCUGCUCACGUUCGACUCGGUGCGCGUGAGCUACUGGCACCCGGCGGUGAUGCGCAUCGUCGGCUACCUGCAGGAGGGCGUGCUGGGCGCGCUGAUGAGCGCGACGGCGAGCACGGUGGUGCAGGUGGCUCGGUCGGUGCUGGCGGACGGCGCCGAGGACGCGUCUGCGAUCGCGCUCGACAUCGAGGUUGGCAGUCCGCUCGUCCUCCUGCCCUUCGAGCCCGACUCGUCGGAUGGCUUGCGCGGCGACCUGGGCAGCAUCGCGGUGCACAACUCGCUGGAGCGCCGGACCGCGGCCGGGCCGGGGGGUGGUGGCGCCGAGCUGCUUGACUGCAUCGUGGUCGCGAUCGAGCGCAUGCAGCUGUCUGCGCUGCUGCCGGAGGGGGAGGGGGCGCUCGAGGCGACGGGCGGGCUGUCGCAGAUGAUCGAGGACGUGUCGCUGCGGCUGUCUGUGGAGCGCGGCGUCGGCGCGAGCGCUGGCCGCGCGACGCUCAUCUCGGGGAGCGGGAGCGAGCUGGUGUGCACCUGCUCCAAGGCGCAGCUAGACCUCGUCCUUCCGGCGGUGGAGCUGGCCCUCGAGGACGGAGGCGGCCCGCUGCUGCUGGCGUGGAUGGGUGGCGUCCGCAUCGGCGCGCGCCAGAGCGCCGACUCGGCCGUGUACAGCGUCUCGAGCGCGGCGCUCGCCGUCCAAGACUGCCGCGGGGACGGGUACCCGUCGGGGCGAGGGACGCGGCCAGCCGACUCGACCGGCUCGCGGCUCAAGAGGCUUCUGUGGUCCGACCCUGCGGCGGAGCCGGCCGCCGCCAGCUCGGCGCAGCUGUCGGUGAGCCACUCGGUCGAGAGGUUGCCAGGCCGCGGCCACGAGGCGACCACGGUCGUCUCAGUCUGCGGCGCGCGCGGCACGCACGCGGCGGCCGCCUGGUGUGUGAACAACUUCACUCAUGAGCGAGUCAGCGAAUCAGGCGUGCACAUCACGUACGCGGCGAGCGCCUUUCGGGCGGCGGCGGACUUCUUCUCGCGCAGCGAGGGCGGAGGCGACGGCUUGCUCUCGGCAGAGGAGGAGGCGGAGGCGCUCGCGAGGCCGCUCUCCGGCCCGAUCGGCGCGGUCGCCUCCCCCAUGGUCUCCCCCAUGGUCGAGCGGCUCGUGAGUCUGCCUGAGGAGGAGGAGGUGGCGGACCUCGGCCGCAGGCCGCUCGCCGCGCUGACGCUCACGUCGGUGGUCGCGUCGUGCGCCGGCAGCGACGCCAAGCUCGUCGUCGCUUGCAGCGCGUGCGCGCAGAUGCACUUGCACAACCCGCGCUUGGUGGCGUGGGAGCCGCUCUGGGAGCCGUGGCGCUUCCACGUGCGCGGCAAGCUGAGCCCUAGCGACGAGCCUCCCUUCACCGAGGUCAAGGUGCACGCCGACGAGGCGUGCAACAUCAACAUCUCGCUCUCCAUGUGCGAGCUCGUCUCGGGCACCACGCUGACCCUCAUCGACGACAUCACCGGCGUCGCGCAGCCGCUUGUCUGCGACCUGCGCCUCCGGCCAGAUGGGUGCAGAGAGGCGCGGCUCCUCUCCGACCCCCUCCCACGGCGGCCAGAGCUGCCCAGCGGCGCCUCCGCCACGGCACGGGCUGUGCGCCUCCUCUCCGACACCACCCUCCACAACCAGACCGCCGACUUGCUCGAGGCCGUGCACCCCCUCCCCGCCGGCGCGAUGCUGCCCCUCCCGCUCCGGCCCGACCGCGCGAGCUACCGGCUGCACCUGCGGCCGAUGGACGGCGGGCACGCGUGGUCGCCCGCCUGCCAGGCGCCGACCAUCCCCACCCUCCCUGGCACCGACCAGUCCGGUCUCGGCCGCCUCCUCCUCACCGCCGCCUCCCGUGCGCCCCAGCUGCCGGGCUACGACGGCGCCGCCGACGCGGGCGCGCUGCACGCGCCGCUCGAGUGUGCUUCGGAGGAGCCCGGCGCCGACGCGGACGGGCGACACGGCGCCGCGUGGCACUGCGGCGCGUGCGAGGUGCACGUGCGCGCGCCGCUGCAGCUGGGCAGCCCCGCUGUCGGGCCGGCGCGGCUCGAGUACCAAUGGCUGGGGGGCAUCUUGCGCGGGGAGCUGCCUUCGGGCGGGCGGAGGCUGGUGCACACCUUUGCGCCCGCCACGGCGGUCAGCCUCUCUGUAAGCAUCGAGGGGUACAGGCCCUCGGAGCGGGUCCUCGCACCGCACACCGCGCUCGAGGGCGUGCUCUGCGAGGAGGUGCCCGUGUACGACGGCCGCCACAGCCGGCUGCCGCUCUCGAUCGGGUACGAGCGGCUGCACGGCUGCGUGCACGCUCUCUCGCUCGUCGCGCCGUGCUGGGUCUCCAACUGCACCGGCCUGCCCCUGCUGCUGCGCGAGCACGGCGCGAGGGAGGCGUACUGCGGCGACGAGCCGGCGGUCGUCUGCGAGACGGUGUCCGAGAACCAGCGCCGCCGCACGGCCUUCAACUCCUUCUCGGCGGACGGCCUCUUCCCGACCGACUUUGCCGGCGCCUUCUCCGACGAGCGGCUCAGCAGGCGCCACUCCGGCUUGGCGGACCUCUGGCUGCCGACAGGCUGGCUAUGGAUGGAGGACUGGCGGCUCAAGGGCGGGAAGACGGGCUCCGUCACCGAGCAGGGGUGGGAGUACGCCAAGGGCUGGAGCGGCGCGUGGUCGCCUCAGUGCACGCCCAAGACGGGCGUGCGGCGGCGGCUCUGGACGCGCCGGCGGGUCCGCCUCUCCGGCCUCACGCGCCACCUGCUUGGCGGCAUGUCGGAGAACGCCGUCCACCGCCUCUCCCUCUCCGAGCUGCAGCAGGUCAUGCAGACGCUCGGGGAGCCCGCGCAGCGCGGCGCCGACGAGCUGCGGCAGUACUGCAUGGAGCUGCGCGCCCGCGCGCAGGAACGCGGCGGCGCGGAGCCGGACGAGGCGGCCGGCGCGGCGGCGGCGCCGGUGAUGCCGCCCGUGACCGCGAGGAAGCGGCUCGAGCUGCGGCUGCCCGGCUCGUGCUGGUCGAGUGCCGUCUCGCUCGAGGCGGCGGGCACGUCCGGGCUGCUCGAGCUGCCCGCGGGGCGGGGAGGCGGGUCGGCGCCGAGCGACGGCGGCCCUCCGCGCGCGUACCAGCUCGCCCUGGGCGUCACGUCGGCGCCGGGCGAGUCGUGCCGCUCCAAGAUGCUCGUGGUGGAGCACCGCACGACGCUGCUCAACCGGCUCGACCGGCCGGUUGGCUACGUGCACCACGGCAAGGGCGGCCACACUGCGGCGCUGCUGCGGCCGGGCGAGCGGGCACCCUUCCACUGGCAGGACGAGCCCGGCCUCGCGCGCCUCCUCUCCGUCUGCCUCCUCGACGCCGGCGCCGACGCCGCCUCGCUUGCCGAGUGCGACUGGUCCAACGCGCUGCCGAUCGACUCCGUCGGCGAGCCCGUUCCUGGCAGCGAGCUCAACCUCGUCUGCCGCCUCUCCAACCGGCGGACGGUCCUCUUCCUCUCGGUCGACGUGCAGCUUCUCUCCGGCGCGAGCAUGCUCGUCGUCUUUUCGGAGCGGACGGCCGAGCUCGCGCCGUACCGCGUCGACAACCUGUCCGCGCUCCCGCUGCUCAUCUCGCAGAGCCCGUGCGCCGCGCUGCAGCAGCCGCGCGUCGUGCAGGAGGUGCUGCCCGCGUCGCGCGCGCCCUUUGCGUGGGAGCAGGCGGUGGUCGCCGCGCCGACCCUCGACUUGCACGUCGGCCGCUCCGUGCGCAAGGUCUGCCUUGACGAUCUCCAGCGAAGCGGCACCAUCCCCUGCGCCGACCCGCGCGCGAGCGGCGCGCCGCACGAGCCAUCCUCCGUCAUCGCCGCGCCGCGCUCUGCCUUUGGAGACGGCGCCGGCGAGUGGAACGGCUACCGCGACGUGCGGCUCGAGUCCUUGCAUGAGGGCGUCGCCACGACGAGGCUGCCUGGCUCGAUCGCGCGCGCCGAGGUGCGCGCGCGGCACAGCCAGCGAGAAGGCCGGUUCGGAUGGCACGGGGACGAGCUUUGGACGGCGGACGGGCUCCGCGCGACGUUUCGCGUCUUCUUCGUCCGCUGGGGAUUGGAGGUCGACCUCGACUCGCGGGGGAUGCGGCGGAGCGAGGUCGACCUCCGCCACGCCGUCGCGCACGCCGCCGUGCAGUCGCAGCGGUCGGCGUCGGACGGCUCGUUUGGCUGGUCCGACUCGACACUGUGGGUGGACGAGGGUCUGCGCGCGCGCUUCGCCGUGACGCUGCAGCGCGAUGCCCUGCCCGGCUCGCGCCCGCCGCUCGAACUGCGGUACCGGAUGGUUGCAGACGGGCCAGUGAAGGUGCUGCAGGUGAUGCCGGCGCCGUCCGCCGCCGCCUCCGGGGAGGUGCCCUCCCUGCCCGUCCUGGCGUCGGAAGAGGACGACGGCAAGCUGAGGCUGAGCGUGCACGUGUCGCUCGCGUGCCUCGGCGUGUCGCUGAUUGCGGACGGGUGCGAGGAGCUCCUCUACUUGAGCCUCGUCGACCCUGUGGUGAGCUACCGCGCGUCGUCCGGCCGAGACUUUCUGUCGGCGCAGGUGCGGCACCUGCAGGUGGACAACCAGCUGCAGGCCGCCUCCUUCCCCGUGCUGCUCCAGCCCUCCUUCUCCGCCGAGGAGGCGCAGCAGGCGGUGAGGCCGCACUCGCUCGAGCUGCUCGUGCAGCGCCGCAUCGGCGCCGCGCAGGUGCUGUACUACGAGACGGUCUCGCUCCGGCUGCAGACGCUCGAGCUGAUGGUGGACACGGUGCUGGUGCGCACCCUCUUCCUCUUCGUCCUCUCCACCUACCUCGACCUCGCAAAGAUGGCGACGGCGGUGGUCGAGGCGACGACGCGCGGCCAGCCGCGCCGGGCCGACGCGGUGGUGCCGCCCAAGGUGUACCUGCGCUGGCUCAACCUGCAGCCGCUCCGGCUCCACCUCAGCUGCCGCUCCGUCGCGGGCGGGCGACGCCGCGAGGCCGCGGUGCUCGAGAACGCGCCGGCCAGCGCCGUGGGAGUGCUCAACUCGGUGAGCGCCGUGCUGUCAAACAUCGACUCGGCGCCGCUGCAGCUCAAGGCGCUCGUCCUCGACAACACCUUCGCGCCCGUCGGCACGCUGGCGCAGGCCAUCUGCGACUCGUACCGCGAGCAGCUGCUGCAGCAGCUGUACAAGCUCCUCCUCUCGGUCGAGCUGCUCGGCAACCCGCGCGGCCUCUUCCAGCACCUGGCCACCGGCGUGACGGACGCGUUUUACGAGCCGCUCAACGGGAUCAUGCGCGGGCCCGACGACUCGCUCGCCAACAACCUGACCUACGGGCUCUCGGACUCGGUGCAGCAGCAGGAGGGCCCGCGCAACAUCGGGGAGGGGCUGCUGCAGACGGCCGAGUCUGUCUCUGGCGGGCUGCGCCAGCGCGCGGCGACUGCGAAGACGGGCGGGCGCGCCGAGAGAUCGCGAGGGCUGUGCGCGCAGAGAGGCGGCUUCGGGGGCUUCUUCAAGGGCGUGGCGCAGGGCGCCGUCGGGCUCGUCGUCAAGCCGGCGGUCGGAGUCGCGGACGGCAUCACCGCCGCCGCCGAGGGCCUCAAGAGCCAGACGACGGUGCUGCGCGGCCUGACUCGCCGCCGCCGCCAGCCGCGCACGAACCUGCUAGGCGAGCUGCGCCUCUUCUCAAACGCCGACGCGCGCAUCCAGCGCGCCCUGUACGACGCGGUGACGGGGCGCGGCGUCCGCUCCCUCGCGUCGGGGCGCUUCUGCAGCCAGGCGCCGCGGGCGCGCAAGGGUGCGGAGAUCUCGCUCGUCGUCACGACAGGGCACGCCAUCCUGCUCUCGCCGCUCAGCCAGAUUGCCGUGUGGGAGUGCGUGGAGCGGUCCCAUGAGCUGGCGCUGCAUUUGCGGUCGGGCGAGGUGCGGCGCGCGCGCUUCCCGUCGGCGGCGGCGCGCGCGAAGGCGGUGCGCCUCAUCGAGCAGGCGGUCAAGCUGGACGAGUCGAGCACCAGUCGGGCGCCGCGGCGCUGA